CGGGCUGGAUUUCCGCGUUCUGUACUGCUACUGCCCCCAUGUGACAUCCUCCCUCCUCCUCCCUCCCUCCUCCUGCCUCCUCCUCACACCACCACCUCUCCCUCCCCUCCUCUCCUCUCCCUCCUCUCCCAAAAAAGGCACCGCACCAAUACGGGAGGGACGGGAGGAAUUGGGAACCGCGCGCGCCCCUAUAGCGGAUCGGCGCGGCGGUGGUGGUAGGGGAGGGGGAUGUCCACGCGGUCCAAGUCGGCGACGGGGUCCGUGGGCGGCGGCAGCGGCGGCGGCAGCACGGCCGGGGCCGGGGGCUCCACCGUGCCACUCGCCGUGCUGCUUCGGCGGGAGGUGGUCAGCGAGAGGACCGCCGCCGAGCGCCCGGAGCUCCAGCACGGCCUCUUCAGCCAGGCCAAGAAGGGCGAGGACUUCACCUUCCUCAAGCCCGAAUGCGAGCGCCACCCCGGCGUCCCGUCCUCCUCCUUCUCUGCGUUCGGCUUGUUUGAUGGGCACAAUGGGAGUGGAGCCGCUAUUUAUACUAAGGAGAAUCUCUUGAACAACAUCUUGAGUGCGCUCCCUGCUGAUCUCAACAGGGAGGACUGGCUUGCUGCACUUCCAAGGGCCAUGGUUGCAGCAUUUGUCAAAACUGAUAAAGAUUUCCAAACAAAAGCACGAUCUUCAGGAACUACUGUGACAUUUGUCAUAAUAGAUGGAUUAUUCGUUACCGUUGCAUCUGUUGGUGAUUCACGCUGUGUAUUAGAAGCUGAAGGCUCAAUUUACCAUUUAUCUGCUGAUCAUCGAUUCGAUGCCAGUAAAGAGGAAGUUGAUCGUGUUAUAGAAGCUGGUGGUGAUGUUGGAAAGCUAAAUGUUGUUGGUGGUGCUGAGAUUGGCCCCCUUAGAUGUUGGCCUGGGGGUUUGUGCCUAUCAAGGUCAAUCGGAGAUCAGGAUGUGGGUCAAUUUAUCGUUCCUGUUCCUCUUGUGAAGCAAGUAAAGCUAUCUACUGCUGGAGGCCGACUUAUUAUUGCAAGCGAUGGUGUUUGGGAUGCCUUGACUGCAGAAGUGGCUUUGAACUGUUCACGAGGACUUCCUCCUGAGGCUGCAGCUGAGAAAAUUGUUAAAGAAGCAGUACAUUCAAAGGGACUGAGGGACGAUACCACUUGUAUUGUCGUGGACUUAGUACCAGAGAAAGGCAACCUAGCUAUGGCACCUCCCAAAAGGCAACCAGGAAUGGGUGUUUUCAAAAAUAUGUUUCGCAAGAAAACAUGUUCUGAUUCAUCAUCUCAUUCAGAUAGAGAAUAUAUGGACCCAGACAUUGUGGAAGAAAUAUUUGAGGAUGAAUGCGCAUUUCUUUCCAGACGGUUGGAUUCUGAAUACCCAGUUCGGAAUAUGUUCAAACUCUUCAUAUGUGCUAUUUGUCAAGUAGAGUUAAAGCCAAAUCAAGGGAUAUCCGUACACGAAGAUUCAUCCCAACCUGGGAACUUGCGUCGUUGGGACGGUCCAUUCCUUUGCCAGAGUUGUCAGGAAAAGAAAGAAGCCAUGGAGGGAAAGCGCCGUUCACGAGAUUCGUCAUCGAGAAAUAGCGGGUCAAGUGAAUAGUCACCAAGGUUAGAGUUAUCUUGCUUAAAAAAACGGGCUAAAGAUAUCAGGGAGCUACCGACCUUACAAUGCCUCAACCCCAAGAGACAAUGAUUUUUGCAGCAUUUUGCAUUGUUUUGGCACUUCCUUGAUCACAUGGACUGUCUGGGAGUUUUGAUCUAACAUUGGAAUUUGAACUUACCAUUGAGGAGGUGGUUACUGUUGACUAGCCUACAUGCCAUAUGAAGUGGCAAGCAUGCCCUGUCUUUAAAUGGACAACAAGCUUUUUGCUCGUCAGUUUUCCCGGAUCAUUUGGCUUCGGUGGCACAUACAGGUCGAAAGUUCACCAGUGAAGAAUGACAUGACAUGUUGACAUAUCUUAGCUCAAACUACAAUGUGAAUUUCUGAUCGCAUAGAGCUCUGAUGAACAGAAAAGGGCGUUGUAAUUCUCGAUAGGACUAGGUGAGUUUUUUUUCAGUCGGGCCUUGAAUUAUGGUCGAAAUACUCACCCCUCUUGAAGUCCAGUCUCCCCUAACUCCUUUGUAAUUAGCAUAUACGGAAGUAAAUUCUAAUUACAGCUAUGGCCUGUGAUUCAUCAGCAAGACAUCUUCGUCCUUGCGUGCAAUGUACAGAAUCUUUCAAACAUGACGCAUCUAUUUCUCCAUUGCGUCUUCUGGGCUGUGGCUACUGUUACUAAUUGUCAAUUAAAUUUGUAUCAA
This is a messenger RNA of Brachypodium distachyon (stiff brome), 2285 nucleotides long. Its product is annotated as probable protein phosphatase 2C 15. The record is from RefSeq and is a predicted model, not a curated record. The transcript has 9 exons. The coding region runs from base 229 to 1587 and encodes 452 amino acids. Gene Ontology annotation, biological process: protein dephosphorylation. NCBI's taxonomy places the organism in Eukaryota, Viridiplantae, Streptophyta, Magnoliopsida, Poales, Poaceae. Gene Ontology annotation, molecular function: protein serine/threonine phosphatase activity.